This is a messenger RNA of Heterostelium album PN500, 531 nucleotides long. RefSeq lists its product as uncharacterized. The coding region runs from base 1 to 531 and encodes 176 amino acids. The record is from RefSeq and is a predicted model, not a curated record. NCBI's taxonomy places the organism in Eukaryota, Evosea, Eumycetozoa, Acytosteliales, Acytosteliaceae. The transcript has a single exon. Gene Ontology annotation, molecular function: zinc ion binding.
AUGGUUCAUACAUUAAAGGAAUUGACACUACGACAAUGUUCUGACUUGGGAGAGGGCCGCAAAACUUUAGGUGAUCCGAAAAUACUCAAAUGUGGUUUUACUUAUGUAGAAGCCAGAAUACGUGGCACUCUUGGAUACUAUCUAGUUAAAAUUUCAAUAAACAAGGGUCAAGUCGUAACCGAUUGUACAUGCCCGAUGGGAGGUGAUUGUAAACACGUUCGUGAAACUGGCAAAGCUAUGUAUUACCAACUUCGUACCAUGAAUAUAAAUCGACUGACACCACAGAGGAAAUAUAAGGAAUCACUAUUCAAGAGAUCACGUGAUGAGCUCAUAGAUUUAUUGAUGGAAAAAUGGAGAGAAGAAAACGAUGAAGAAGAGGAGGAUGACGAGGAGGACGAAGAUGAUGACGAAGACGAAGACGAGGAAGAUGAUGAAGAUAGCGACUUCGAAGACUAUCAAUACUAUUAUAAUUUGGAACACGAGGAAGAAGAAGAAGAAGAGCGACAUAAAAGAAAAAGACAUAGAUAUUAA